UUUUAAACUAUUUUCACAACUACAAUUAAAUACAUUUAUUGAGAUGAAGUGAUGUAAUAUUACAAAAUGUGAAUAACGUGAACUACUAUGGGCGACUAUGAUCUAUCCCCUAAGUAUGAGAUAAGUCCCCGAUAUUACGGUCACAAGUCUAGUAAGCGAGAGGAGAAGAUUUUCAAGUGUAAAGAAUGUAAACGAACUUUCAAUCGCAGACACAACUUAACAAAACACGAGCGUGUACAUUCGGGUGAUAAGCCUUACGUUUGUAAGGACUGUGGCAAGAGGUUUGCGGACAGUUCGAACAUGACCAAACAUGUCCAGAGAAUGCACAACAGUAUCAAACAUGGCAUGUUCACUGAUGACAAGAAUAACACAACCUGUGAGAUCUGUCAGAGAUCAUUCUCUUCCACAGACGAUCUCUUUCAACACGAGUUGAAAUAUGCCAACACAAAGGUCUAUACGUGUGGUGUUUGUAAUAAAGCGUUCCAUUUAAGAAACAGCUACGCAAGACAUUUAGACACGCAUAAUGAGAAACGCAAAUACCACUGUGACCUGUGUGACAGAACCUUCUCUCAGAAGUUCCUUCUUGAAAAACAUCGUCAAUACCACGCUCCUCUCGAACAUGAAAUUACGCUUCAGUUAGAUGACGACUACAACGACGACUAUAACGAGGACGAAGAGCACGACGAAGAAGACGAGACUGAAUAUAGUUUGAACACAGAUGUCGGCAACAAGUACGAGAGCGACGUUGAGGCUAACCAGCGGGAACGUAUUGGUAAAGGAAUUACGGUGCACGAAUGUACUAUUUGUGACAAGGUUUUCACAUACCGAUCCCUUUGGACAAGACAUCUGAAGAGUCACUCUACUGAUAACAGUUUCAAAUGUCACAUAUGUCAACGGGUUUUCAAGAGACAGUAUUAUCUUGUAAAACAUAAGAAGAUAUGUAAAGGGAUUCCCGUUGAUACACUUUCUAGUGACGGGCAGCCGGCACGUAUAAACCUGGGAGUUACAAGAGACCACACUGCUUCACCCCCACGCGUUGAACCUGGAAUGCCCCACUGGAACGCUGCAACACCCCAGUAGAGUAGUUGGUGUGUAAAAUUACACAUAAACUGACCUCCAAGAUGAUUAUGAUGAUUUGGCCGAUUCGCAGUAUUGUAUAGCAUAGUACAGUAUAGUAUACAGUCAACAGUGCAGUAUUGUUAUGGUUGAAUGACAGCUGCAGA
Molecule: messenger RNA, 1223 nt
Organism: Bolinopsis microptera
Lineage: Eukaryota; Metazoa; Ctenophora; Tentaculata; Lobata; Bolinopsidae
Product: zinc finger protein 429-like
Exons: 9
Coding region: 88-1080 (330 amino acids)
Molecular function (GO): RNA polymerase II cis-regulatory region sequence-specific DNA binding; DNA-binding transcription factor activity, RNA polymerase II-specific
Source: RefSeq, a predicted model, not a curated record